Messenger RNA from Clonostachys solani, 1506 nucleotides. Lineage: Eukaryota; Fungi; Ascomycota; Sordariomycetes; Hypocreales; Bionectriaceae. The record is from the annotation of a GenBank genome assembly.
AUGGGAUGCACUAGUUCCACCCCAAGUAAAGGUCCAGGCCCGAAGCCAGCCAAGGUGGGAGUGCAAGACACCAAACCACCACCGGCGCAAAAACCACCACCAUUAACAUCAAUACCCGAAGACGAAGUAGAAUGGGAGACCAACCCAUCAUGGUCCCAGAUUAUCCAGAGAGAAUGGGAGGCAGCCGUCGCAUCCGGGAAAGAAACCGAGUUUAAAAGCGCAUUCCAGGAUGACGCCUUUGUCCGCGUACGCAUGUGGCUUGACGAGGAACAUCCUGCCUGUGCGAGCGCAGGCACGAUUGAGGACAUGGGCAAGUUCGAGUUUCCCACUAGCCACGGCCCGUGCCAGCUUCCCGCGAGAUAUUUUGUGACGUUGGAUGACGAUCAAACCGGAUUACUGUACUCUCUCGCACUGGUCAUAGCUCCACCUCUAAAGGAAGAGGCAGACCAGAAGUUAUGGUUGACAGCUGGCAGUGCUCUCAAUACACCGGAAAUUAAAGGCGGACAGCAAGCGACGCUUAGAUUGCUGUCUUUGAUGCAGAAGGGCGACGUCAAUGUCAAACAUGCCCUGGUCCACAUCUUCAUGGGAUCCGAUAUGGUCACCUGCAAGUUUGAUGCUACGACGACAGAGCCCACGAUUACGAUGCUAUCUGACAGUCCAAGCAGUGAAUUCAAAGAAUCCAACGACGAGCUUGCGGAGAACGCCCUGGAGGAUGGAGAAGAGGCCAGGGGCAUAUUUCAGCCGCUCAUGCUUAGAACUGUCGUACAGCGAGUUUCGCUUGAAUAUCCCAACGGCACGGUCUGGGAUGAAGGAGAAUUCUCGUUUUCCGUCGGAGAGGAGCCGUACCUCCACCCAACCAGACUUAUCGUUGUGCGAGACCCGAAAAAGAUGCACAACACUAUUGAUUCCGCGGCUUUCAAAAUGUUUAUCCCGGGCGAUGACUUCGAGACUGAGUUGACGCUGAUGAGAAACUUGAGCCCCGAUCCUGAGUUGGGAGGAAUUGUUUCCGCCACGUUGGUCGUCGGGCUUGCGCCAAACACCCUCUGGCCAAAGUGCGGCGCAUUUAUCGAUGGCGCCGUUUUCAAGGCUGCAGAUGCUGCGUUGGUCGAAUAUGCCAAAAAAAUCUACAGCACGGGUCAAAGCUAUACGUUCAAGGCAGCCGUUGCUAUGGGGGCUGAUCGGAAGGUAUAUAAGGUUGUUGGGAACAGCCCAGACUUUCCAUACAAACCAAAGCAGGUCAAGGAUCAGCCGAAACCCGUGGCUUCAAGAGAAUCCUCUGAGGAUGACAAGAGGCAGUACACUAGCCUGGAAGCAUUUUCCGUUUCAAUCGAGGAGAUUAAGGGAGAGAUACCGAAGGAGACCAGUGGCAGAGGACAGCCGGAGACAACCAACGAUGUUGUGGAAAAUCCUAGUCUCGCGGAGCCAGCAAAGGAUAUCAUCAAACACAAGCCGUCCGACAACGAUCUUACACAAACAGCACAAUCCACGCAGAUUCUCGUCGCUUGA